This is a messenger RNA of Babesia microti strain RI, 2691 nucleotides long. RefSeq lists its product as hypothetical. The record is from RefSeq and is a predicted model, not a curated record. Gene Ontology annotation, molecular function: protein binding; 2 iron, 2 sulfur cluster binding. The coding region runs from base 1 to 2691 and encodes 896 amino acids. The transcript is spliced from 2 exons. NCBI's taxonomy places the organism in Eukaryota, Apicomplexa, Aconoidasida, Piroplasmida, Babesiidae.
AUGGAACAAUUGGCAAUAGAACGCUGUGUAAAUGUAGACAAAUGGAUCAAAACAGCUAUGGAUUAUGAAAAUGAAGGUGAUUUAGAUCUUGCAAGGGAAACUUUACUUACCUAUCACUAUUUGUCUAAAAAAAGUGAUAAUUUUAAGGAUAUCGCCAAUCAUAAGCCCAUAUAUAAUGAAUUAGAAAUCAUUGAAUCGAAGAUCCUCGUUAAAUUAACGCAAAAAAUACCAACACACCACACUCAGCUAUUUUUCCCAUCUCUUUUGUCGAUAGACCCGUACAUACCCGGUAUAUUUUUACCGGGUCAGGUCGUUAAUACAAUCAAGCCUUUGGCCACAGUUACAGUUAUGGAGGCGGAAGAUCUACAGGAUAACUACUUAUCUGCGUACUGCGGUAUGUGCGGGAAAUUUUGUGUUACCAAAAGUCCUACGGCCAGAAUACCCGGAGUUUCUAUUCUGUUGGGCCGCCGUAUUGCCUGCCAGUACAAUUGCGGUGUUUCCUAUUGCUCAGAUAUUUGUUAUUUGCAGCACUCCAAUUUGCACGGGACUUUGUGCCGAAUUUUACCAGAUUUUUUGCAGCAAAUUUGUCAAUUGGGUCUCUGUAAGUAUAGGAGUUUGCUGGCGCUAAAAACGUUGGCAAGUAACGCUGUAAAGUUGAAGGGUCUUUGGGGGCAGAAAAUUGGAGUUAAACAGUUAGGGAUACCUAUUCUUGGUGAUUUAUCGCAAAUUUUAUUCAAAGUAACAAACGUAAAUUCUGAAGUCAUGUACACUAGACAGGAAAUUUUGCAGCUGUUUACAAUUGUUUAUUGCAAAGCUGUAACUUGUAAUAUCGCGGACGUUCCAAUUGAUUUGCCCUUUUCUGCAUUCAUAAAGUGUAAAAUCUGGGUAUUUUCUCCCAAUUUACUACAAUAUAUCAUCACAGAAGUUGCUGAUGGCUAUUCUAGUUACAACAAACUGGCCACUAGCUGGCAGAACGGCAAGGUUUAUUUGAGAACAGUAAGUGAAUCUGAAAUUUCGAGUAGUAAAUUCUACAUCCAAAAUGACGAGGAUAUUUUUGAAAAUGAAGCUAAAAUUCCAGGUGAUUAUAGAUGUCGAUUCUGCAUAGUCGGAUUUUGUAAGGCCGGUGUUUGUACCUCAUGCAACAAUUCUAGCGUAGAUGAUGCCACCGUUGAUGUUUGUACCAGUGCCAACAAUAGUGAGGAUAAUUUGAUGUUUCUUAUGUCUAAAUAUGGCUAUGAUUCUCCUAAUUUUCUGCGAAGUCUACUAACAUAUAUUGAUUCGAAGCAGUUAGGCCCUUUUUCCUACUCAAAAGACAUCACUAAAUUUCUAAUACGAUCCGCUCUGUGUUUGUUACAGAAAUGUAACAAUUUUGGGUUACAAUUGCUAUCUCAUAGCAUGGGCAAACUAGCUAAGCUUUUAUCGAUGGACAAUCCAAAUGGGAAUUUGUUGCAUAUCAGCAUGUGCUGUGCCUACAAUUACUACAAAUUGCACGGGGAGAGUUGUUUGGGUGUGAUUGAAAUGCGAGAAAUUGCUGCCACAUGUGGUAUUAAUUGGAUUAAUUGUCCCUUAAAAUUCAGUGUUUCUGAUUCAUCAUUACUGGAUGGCGUGGGUAAGAAGGUGUAUGGGCCCUCAACUUUCACCCCUUUUCCUCCUGAUUGCAAUUCAUCAAUAGUUACUCUGGCAUUUGCCGCAUCGCGUACGUUAAUCGCAGCAGGAGAUCCUUUAUUUGGCGUGGUUAAGGGUUUCGUAUUGGAGCUUGAAAAGUUGGGUGUUAUACAUUUGCCUACAGGACUUACACCGUUAGGCCUAGCUUUAAUGGCUCGAAACGAUCCUCUGUUGUGUAACUUGGGUUUGGAACCAGCUAACACGCCAGAUGGAGGUAAUGGUAGUAAAUAUCAUUUCCACAGGACAUUAACGCCUCUUAUAGUAACAAUUUUGAAGUUUGAGAUGGGGUUAUCUGAUUCCAAAGGUCAAACAGUCCCUAUAUCUUCAUAUUUGCACAAAUUAAUAAAUUUGAUUGAGGACAAGAAGGAAUUUGUGGAUGCUCGAACCAGUGAAAUUGAGGGAUUAGAAACGGCAAUGCAUUAUGCGGCGUGGACUAACAAUUUGUCGCUCAUGAAACUACUAGUCAAAUAUGGUGCCAUAGUCAACCCACUUUCAGGUUUGGGCCUUACCCCAUUUGAUCUGGCAGCAUCUGCAGGGCAUAUGAAUGUUGUAAAGUAUUUAUUUGAAAGUGAAUGCGGUGUUAUAUCUUCUACUUCACUAUUUUUGGCUUGUUGUUCACUCAAGGUGGAUAUGAUUAAGUAUUUGUUGGGGUUGUGUGGCAAUAAUUCUAGUAGCAGGGUACUGUCUGUGGAUAAUUUGCCUAUGUAUUUUGGAUUGGUAUGGCAUGGAAUCGCAUUCACUGUUUGUAAAACAGACUAUUAUGAAACAAAUAUUAAUAAAAGUGGUACGAUUUCGCGGUUAAAUGACGCGGUUAGCGUUGUGAAAAUGUUGUGCGAUUGGGGAUUUAAAGGUACAAGUAUACUGGAUGGUAAAUUGCCAAGUGAAACGGUCAAAUCUUUGUCUGUAAAAUUCUUGGAGGCGGUGUCUAUCUCAGGUGAUCAACUCCACUAUGCUUCAGUUGCCCAGUCAUUUAUCUAUUUGGGCCACCUGCUUGAAAGUAUAGAGGGGGAAUCAUAUAUUAAAUAA